This is a messenger RNA of Macadamia integrifolia, 2471 nucleotides long. Its product is annotated as high affinity nitrate transporter 2.5-like. Gene Ontology annotation, molecular function: nitrate transmembrane transporter activity. Gene Ontology annotation, biological process: transmembrane transport. NCBI's taxonomy places the organism in Eukaryota, Viridiplantae, Streptophyta, Magnoliopsida, Proteales, Proteaceae. The record is from RefSeq and is a predicted model, not a curated record. The coding region runs from base 717 to 2237 and encodes 506 amino acids. The transcript has 2 exons.
UGCAAGUUUUGUACCUGAAGAACAAGAAGGGAAGGCACUUCACAAGAGAUCAGAUCACUCUGUCCUCUCUGGGUAUCAAGAGCUUCCACACAAUAAACAAAGAGGAUAAGGACAACAGUGAAAGAUAAAGUAAGAGGAUACCCCCGCACCUCAAGGCAAAAGGAUCCCCUAGCCCCCACUUCAAAGUCAAAAGUCAGAGCUUAACAGCUAGCUCUUGACAUCUUUCUUCCAUCAAAGAAGCUUCAAAUUCCAACUUAACACAGUUCAUCCCAACCCCUCCCCUCCAAAAACACCCAAAGUCCAACCGACACUUGAAAACUUUCCCCUGUUAUCAAAUUGAGGAGCCAGUGAGACUCGACAAGAAAGAAACUGCAAUUCUGAAAUCUCAACUACUUUCUCAUCCGGCCAGUCCUGAAUCCUUCCAGCCACCAAAAGACAAGCAGAUCACAUGUCUUAUGUUCAGAAAGCUUCCUACUGGAGAAGGAACAUUCCUAAUCUUCUUCUAAACAACUCAAAUUUUCUGUUCCUAUGCCCCUACGUUCAACCACUUCAAAGUAUCCUUUUCUGCAAGGGAGCGAAAAGCAUGUGCUAGAGUGCAUAAAGAGAGGGAAAGGAGGAAAGUUUAAACCCACUCAACAGCUUUCCCUAUCUGAUCUCCAAAUUAGUAUAUCAAUAAUCUCUUCUACUCCAAUCCAGUGCAACCUAACUACCCAAAUAUGGACAUAUCUGGUUCUGCAAGAGAUGCAGAGCAUCAGAAAUUUGCUCUACAAGUAGACUCUGAGCACAAGGCAACUGAAUUCCAAUUAUUCUCCGUUGCUGCACCACAUAUGCGAGCGUUCCACCUGUCAUGGAUAUCCUUCUUUGCUUGCUUUGUGUCCAGUUUUGCAGCCCCUCCCCUCCUUCCUAUCAUACGUGAUAACCUCAACCUAACUGCUACCGAUAUUGGCAAUGCAGGGAUUGCAUCAGUCUCUGGUGCAGUAUUUGCUCGGCUUGCCAUGGGGACUGCAUGUGACCUCGUCGGUCCUCGGCUUGCCUCAGCAUCAUUAAUGCUUGUCACUGCACCUGUAGUCUACUUCACCUCCUGUGCCAACUCUGCCGUCUCAUUCCUCCUUGUCCGCUUUUUCACAGGCUUCUCCCUCGCAACCUUUGUCUCAUGCCAAUAUUGGAUGAGCACCAUGUUCUCUGCUCCCACUGUAGGGCUUGCCAACGGUGUUGCUGGAGGAUGGGGCAAUCUUGGGGGUGGAGCCUCCCAGCUCAUAAUGCCCCUUGUGUUCGAACUCAUCCACCACAUUGGUGCAACAACUUUCACCGCUUGGCGAAUUGCAUUCUUCAUACCUGCCCUAUUCCAGACUUCAACAGCACUAGCAAUCUUCAUCUUCGGCCAAGACCUGCCUGAUGGAAAUUUUUAUCGGCUACAAAAAUCUGGGGAUAAGCAGAAAGAUAAAGUCCCAAAGAUUCUCUACAAUGCGAUCUCCAAUUACAGAGCAUGGAUCUUGGCAUUGACUUAUGGCUAUUGUUUUGGUGUGGAAUUGACAAUAGACAAUAUAAUUGCAGAGUACUUCUACGAUAGGUUCAAUCUGAAGCUCCACACAGCCGGUAUCAUCGCAGCAUCCUCCGGUUUAGCAAAUAUCUUUUCUCGACCAUCUGGAGGACUGCUCUCUGACUUGAUGGCAAAAAGGUAUGGGAUGCGGGGUAGACUCUGGUGCUUGUGGGUGGUGCAGACUAUAGGUGGAGUACUCUGUCUCAUACUUGGGAUAGUGGGAUCUUUAGGUGCAUCCAUUGUUGUGAUGAUCAUUUUCUCAAUCUUUUGCCAAGCUGCAUGUGGACUAACAUUUGGGGUAGUUCCAUUCAUUUCCAGAAGGUCACUGGGAGUAGUAUCUGGAAUGACAGGAGGAGGUGGAAAUGUAGGUGCAGUUUUGACUCAAUUGAUUUUCUUCAGAGGAUCCAGAUAUUCAAAGCAAACAGGGCUAACUCUCAUGGGUAUUAUGAUCAUAUGCUGCACUCUCCCUCUCUGUUUGAUUUACUUCCCACAGUGGGGUGGGAUGUUUUGUGGUCCAACUACUAAAGGGAACACCACAGAAGAAGAAUAUUACUCAUCUGAAUGGAGUUUAAAAGAGAAAGAGAAAGGUUUCCACCUAGCAAGCUUGAAAUUUGCCGACAAUAGCAGAAGUGAAAGAGGACAAAGAGUCACUUCAGCAUCCACACUCUCAGAUGCAACCCCACCGACACAUGCCUGAAUACAGCAUUUGCCAAUCAAUUGUCCCUCUACUAAGAACCACUAGAAAGCUGUGUUAGGAAACUCUUUUUCAGGAAAAUUAAUGCCACAAUGCUUAAGGCUCUGUCUGGUUCCUAGAGAAGUAAAAAGAGGGUAGUGAAAUUAAAUCAGAACUAAAAUGGAAACUUUUGUAAUCAUUGUGUAACAUGAUUGUGUAAACAAAUCAUUCCAAAUCUUGUCAUUAAACUUUUCUUUA